This is a messenger RNA of Micromonas commoda, 1311 nucleotides long. RefSeq lists its product with no specific name. The transcript has a single exon. NCBI's taxonomy places the organism in Eukaryota, Viridiplantae, Chlorophyta, Mamiellophyceae, Mamiellales, Mamiellaceae. The coding region runs from base 1 to 1311 and encodes 436 amino acids. The record is from RefSeq and is a predicted model, not a curated record.
AUGACAAACACCGCCGCCAAACCCGUGUGCUCCAACUGCGGUAAGACCCCGCCCAAGCUCAUGAAGUGCUCGGCCUGCAAGGACAACCGCAACUGCGUCCGCUACUGCGACCGCAAGUGCCAGAAGAAACACUACAAGGAACACAAGGAGGACUGCCGACUGUGCGUCACGAAGCUGCAGGCCGACGACGCGUACGCCGCCUACGGGCGCGAGUACGCCGCGUCGGAUCGAGCGCAGCGCGAGGCCAAUUUCAGGAAGCACCUCGAACACCUGGCGAUCGCGAACGAGUACGCGACCAAGGCGCUGUCGCGUUACGAAAGUCUCGGCACGAGGUCCGCCGGGAUCCGGCUCGAGCUCACCGCGAACAUCGCGCUGGGCCUCGCGGCUCACAACCGCUUCGACGAGGCCAACGAGAUGAUCCAACGCGGCUUCGACGCGCUCGCCGUCGCCAAGGCCGAGGACGUGUCCGUGGAGGUCUACUGGACCCACAUGGGCAAGACCAUCAGCGGCGAAGGCGGCGGCUGCGUGAGGGACAAGACCACGGGCGCGACGAGGGUCACGCGGGAGGGGUGGGACAGGAUGACGAGCGCGUGCGAGGCGUACCUGUGGACGAUCAAGAACCAGGUCUUGCUGCAGCAGUGCAGGGACGGGUCGUUGACGCUGCCCUGCGGCGUGUGCCUGGAGACGAUGACCGAGUGCAAGAAAGUCGACGAUCCAAAGUUUGAGCGACACGAGGUCUUACCGUGCAAGCACAUGGCGCACGUCGGGUGCCUGCCCGUUGGGUACGAGCGUGCCUGGCCGCCCGGGUACCUCGCCCCGGGCAAGCCCACGGACAUCGGCCUGUGCAGGUACUGCGCCGUCGUCGGCCAGCCGCACUGCGCCGUGCGGGAGAACGCCAAAGCCUCCACCACGUGGGAGACUUUCGAGGAGGUCGACGCGCGGCGGGAGCGAGAGGCGGCGACGUUCGAACGCGAGAGGGUCCAGCGGAAGGUUGUCAAGGCGCUGGGCGUCGACCCGUACGAGCUCGUGGAGGAGAUGAUGGAUCAGUGCGGGGUGGACGACGGGCAUGCGCCCGACGUGGCGAAGAUGGCGAGGCUGGCGGGGCGGGUGCGGGAUAAGAUGGCUACGCUGCCCCCGGAGGAGCAUCGCAAGGUGGUCAAGUUGAUGCAGAAGCACAUGCGCGCGAUCGAGGCGGAGGGCGGGUUUGACGCCGAGCACACGGAUCGGAUGAGGACCGCGGUGAGGGAAGGGAGACUCGAGGACGCGUUCAGGGAAGAGGCCCGGAAGCAUCUUGAGUCUAGAAACGUUUAA